CAUCUGUUUGAAGACCAGCUCACUGUGGGAAAGGCCUCACUUAGACUGAGUGGUGUGCAGCUGAGUGACCAGGGCCCAUACACCUGUGAUGUGACAGAUGAACAGGGAAGCACCCAAGAAAAGCUACAACUUCUAGUGGCAGCCCCUUAUGAUGAGCCUAGGAUAUCCAUCCAAGCCACUUGUGACGGCUUUGUUGUGACCCUCAGUGCCUCUCAGGGGUUUCCCCAGCCAGAGGUAGUGUGGAAAGGUGUGAUGGGCAGUACCAACAUCACUAUGGAGUUAGACAGCAAGGGGCUCUAUGAGCUGAAGAGUGAGGUGACACUGUGGUUGAACAGCACUCUGACUGUUACAGCCGAGCUGAGACUGAGAGUGCUGGACCAGAGUUUCACCAAGUUUCUCACACUCCAUCCACCACCAAGUAAAAUAUCAGGGUUCCAAGUGUGCUAUGUGAUGCCUGCUGAGCAGAGGAGCAGAUUAUUGAUAUAUCCCCUGCUGCUAAUGCUGCUGGGAUUGGUGCUCCUGUUAUCCUGGAAGAGGUCUGAGCAGGAGACCAAAAAGGAUAAGAAAACAGAAGAAUAGAAUGGCCUUCGGUCCAUGGUCACUCAACAGGCUUUAUGCCAGAGCAAUUAUCAUUGCUUGUUUACAGAGAAAACAUAAAGGGAGGACAGACUUUUAAACUAAUGUACAUUUUAAUAGAAAGUAAUUUUGUAAAAUCGGAACUACAAUACAUUAUACACAAAGUUCAACACAAUACAAUGGGAGUUGCACACCACAACACUAGAUGGUCAUAUGUACAUCUGCUCCAAAUCUGGUUCCUCUUAAGGUUUUUUCCUUGUAGGGAGUUUUGACUUACUGCUACUUGCUUAGGGAUUUAGCCCAGGCCCAGGUAAAUCACCUUUUAUAUCCACAGUUGUCUUACUGGGCUUUAUAAAUUACAUGUAUUUAAUGAUUGAAACGAUGGCAGCUAUAGCGUCUAAUGAAAGUUGUUAUGUGUGUUCCAGGCAAUGUACUUUCCAGAAUGUUUUAUAUUUUUUAUAAAAGGAGAUGAAUUGUGAUGUCUUUAUGCUAAAUCUCUUUUACAGGAGAGAACUGGCAUGUUGGCAGUAUACCAGCAGUACAGGGAGAGUGUAAUUUUCUCCUGUAACAUUUCUUUAUUUACUAGUGACAUGAAACUAUAGUUUUAUUUCAUUACACCCAGAGCAAAUCAUUUUGUUUUGGUGUUCCAGUGGGAUGCAGAGGGCGACAUUGAUCAAAGCCAGGGGAUUUCUCAUUCUCAUGUGCUUAGACUGCACAGGGGAGAAUUCCAAUUCAUGUAGAUGCACUGUGAGUAGCCUGGAUUUGUUUUCCACUGUAGCAGCAUGAUCUACAGUACCCAUAAUCUAAAAAGCAGAAAGAUAGUCCAACAUAGCCUCCAACAGCUACUCUAUAGUUGACCAAGCUACCAAUUCCUUCUCACUGGAAGACGUUAGGCUACACUAGCAUGUAUUAUGUUUUGUUCAUUUAUUAAAUUAUUCACUUCCUGAACUUGCUUCCCGACAUCCCAGCGCACACGUUACAAGGACCGGGUUUGGGGAACCCUAAACCACACUUAAAGAGAUUCUCCUGUACUUUUUUAACCAGUAGUUCUGAACGUAGCACUCACAAGCUAAAAGUGGCCCCUGAACAUUGCGUACGCCAUCACAAAUGUGCAGGUAUGUGCACCACGUCAUUGCUCUCUCUGCUGUAUCAACUGAGCCAUUGGGCCUCCCUGUAACCUCAUUGGAUAAUGCUGGGCAGUCCUCUUGCUAGCUGCCACUCAAGUGCGAGGGGCUAGAACUCGAAUUGCUAAGGGGCUGGCCCACAUGCAGGGAUAUGUAGAGAAAAUGGUGCAGAGCUUCAAGAAAACAGUCGCUUUCAAACUAGGGAUUUCGUGGCUAAUUGAAGUUAGACAGUAAGUCUGCUCAUAGAUUAUGCAUGAAUGAACUACAUUGACUGUCACACCUUGAUCAGUUUCACCUGUCCUCGUUAUUGUUUCCACCCCAUCCAGGUGUCACUUGUUUUCCUCAGUGUAUUUAUCCCUGUGCUUCCUGUCUCUCUGUGCCAGUUCGUCUUGUAUGUUCCAAGUCAACCAGCCGGUUUCCCGUACGCCUGCCUUUGCGAUUCUCUUUUUUCUAGUCCUCCCGGUUUUGACCCUUGCCUGUUCUGGACUCUUUACCCGCCUGCCUGACCAUUCUGCCUGGCUUGACCACGAGCCUGACUGCCACUUGGUACCUCUUUGACCUUUUGCCUGUCCACGACCAUUCUCUUGCCUACUCCUUUUGGAUUAUUAAACAUUGUAAGACUCCAAUCAUCUGCAUCUGGGUCUCGCCUUGUGUCAUGAUAUUGCCACAUCCAAAGCGGCAGGUUAAAAAAAUACUUUCUUAGUCGCCAAAGUAUCAAAGCAAGUCUUUAAGAAAAAUAUAGUUUACCUAACUAGUUACUUUGAAAAAGUAGUUCACUACAUCAAAACUACCUCGUGAGUGAACGGGGGCUGUCUCAGGUUGAUCUCUGUACAGAUUUAGAAACAGUGAAUGAUGUAAGAGGGGCAAUAGUAGAGGCCUCAAAGCAGGUGACACACACAGGUACAGGGGGGAGAAGGAGAAUGCCAGUUCCCUGGUGGACUGAAGAGUGCAGAGAAGCUGUAAAGAGUAGGUGUUCCUUUUGUCCAGGUGGGAAAGGGCAGUGUGGAGUGCAAUAGAGAUCACAUCAUCUGUGGAUCUGCUGGGGCAGUAUGCAAAUUGGAGUGGGUCUAGCGUUUCUGGGAUAAUGGUGUUAAUAUGAGCCAUGACCAGCCUUUAAAAGCCCUUCAUGGCUACAGAAGUGAGUGCUACGGGUCAGUAGUAAUUUAGGCAGGUUAUCUUGGUGUUCUCUGCUUGAAACAUGUUGGUAUUAUAGAUUCGGUCAGGGACAGGUUGAAAAUGUCAGUGAACACUUGCCAGUUGGUCAGCGCAUGCUCAGAGUACACGUCCUGGUAAUCCGCCUGGCCCUGCGACCUGUUUAAAGGUCUUACUUACUUUGGCUAUGUAGAGCAUGAUCACACAAUUGUCCUGGAACAAAGAAAAAGAAAGAACUUUUAAAAGAAUUAAUGGAAAAAAACUCUAAUAUACCUUGAUUAGAUACAUUUUCACUCCUCUUAGUCAAUACAUGUUGGAAACACCUUUGGCAGCGAUUGCAGCUGUGAGUCUUCUUGGGUAGGUCUCAUAAGAGCAGAUUUAUGUCAAGCAUACUGUCAUGACGUUGCCCUCUUUGGGUAUAGCAAGCCCCACCCCCCUCUCCCUGCCUCCCCCUUUCCUCCUUCAACUAGGCUUCUGUGGUUAGAGAGACGUCGUAAAUUCCUGAGGAUCUCCUCAUGGACACAAUAUAGAGAGAGUAAAUUUUCAUAGAGAACAAAGGAAUUUCUUCCACCUCACAGAACUUGAGGUACGAAUAAAUGUCAUGUUCCGGAGAAAGUAUAAAAGAUCGGUGAAGAAUUCAGCUAUGAACUGGUCCGUUUGUUGAGCUUGGGGAAGCUCAUGGGAGACGUUGCGGCCACAUUACCAUAACGCUGUUUAUAUAAUAGCCUCAGAUAUGAGGUUUACAUCUAAUUGAUGUAUAAGAUGAAUGAGUGAGUAUGAUACUGUUUUUAAAAUUGUGUAAUAUGAUUUUGGACUGUUUAAUGAAGGAAAAUACAAUUCCCUUUUGAUUUGAACUAAAUCAGAGGACCGCCCCUGAGCCGAGUUAGGGUCAGGCAUCCUGGGACUGUCACGCCUUGGUCAUUGUAUUUUGUGUUUUCGUUAUAUAUUUGUUCAGGCCAGGGUGUGACAUGGGUUUAUUGUGUUGUCGUAUUGGGGUUUUUGUAGGCAUUGGGAUUGUGGUUGAUUAGGGGUGUGUCUAGUUUAGGCUUGGCUGCCUGAGGCGGUUCUCAAUCAGAGUCAGGUGAUUCUUGUUGUCUCUGAUGGGGAACCGUAUUUAGGUAACCUGGGUUUCACUGUGUAUUUCGUGGGUGAUUGUUCCUGUCUCUGUGUAGUGUUCACCAGAUAGGCUGUAAUUAGUUUUCACGUUCCGUUUGUUGUUUUGUAUUUAUUUAAGUUAUUUCAUGUAUCGCUAUCUUCUUCAUUAAAGACAUGAGUAACCACCA
Molecule: messenger RNA, 4135 nt
Organism: Oncorhynchus masou masou (cherry salmon)
Lineage: Eukaryota; Metazoa; Chordata; Actinopteri; Salmoniformes; Salmonidae
Product: CD276 antigen-like
Exons: 3
Biological process (GO): T cell receptor signaling pathway; regulation of cytokine production
Cellular component (GO): external side of plasma membrane
Molecular function (GO): signaling receptor binding
Source: RefSeq, a predicted model, not a curated record